This is a messenger RNA of Ostertagia ostertagi, 693 nucleotides long. Lineage: Eukaryota; Metazoa; Nematoda; Chromadorea; Rhabditida; Trichostrongylidae. The record is from the annotation of a GenBank genome assembly.
AUGCUGUUUCCCGCAGCGUUCUUCACUCCAACGACUGUUGAGAUUCUUCAGUUCGAGCUUGGUCGGGUCAAGUUCACAUUCCCGAUUUCGGCUGCGAUGUUCAAGUCGUGCCAAAAGUCAUUGGUGCCAUUCUGUCCACCACGUCUUACCGUCCAGUGUCUGCAACCGGUGUAUUGGGCUCGUGUACCGAACGAAACUCUACGAACGACGGCCCUGAAGCUUAGCGAUAUUCGAGGAUGGUCUGUUCUUUGCGACGAUCCGGUUCGUAUCAUGACCGUCUACGUACCGGAGAAGGACGAAUCAUUCGACAUUCUGGAAAUUAUCGAAAAACCAGUUUUCCUCGAUUUCCACCGACAAACACUCAAUCUUUACUGCAAACUGACAAGCCAUGGCAACCAAAAGGUGGCCCAUAUACUGUGCUCACAUGUGGACGAAGACCAGAUCAUGUACGCCGUGAAAAGUCACUAUCUGUCCGGCCCUAUGCGUCAAGGAUACCACGACCUGCUCAUCGCAAUUCAUCUACAAACUCAUGCCAGUGCUCGUCAAUCAAUGAGCAAAGAAUACGUCAUUCCAUUGUGCGAACAACUACAAAAUCAAAAUGUAUUCGAUCCAGACACAGAGACUCGAUACCCUCAAAUUAUGGGAGACGUCUACUCCAUGCUGCCUGUUAUGGUCGCCGAGCCAGUAAAAUCA